Messenger RNA from Rhodamnia argentea, 1017 nucleotides. Its product is annotated as 54S ribosomal protein L24, mitochondrial. The record is from RefSeq and is a predicted model, not a curated record. The coding region runs from base 149 to 823 and encodes 224 amino acids. Lineage: Eukaryota; Viridiplantae; Streptophyta; Magnoliopsida; Myrtales; Myrtaceae. Gene Ontology annotation, molecular function: structural constituent of ribosome. Gene Ontology annotation, cellular component: mitochondrial large ribosomal subunit. The transcript has 2 exons.
AUGGCUAUGUCGGCCUCUCAAAUUCUCCCCAUUGGGCGAUCUCUGGUGGUAAACCCUGUUCCGCAUCGUUAGGUUCUUCGUUCCUGUGAAGCUACUCUCCUCGAACUCGCGCGUCCACAGAGAGAGAGAGAGAGAGAGAGAGAGAGAGAUGGCGUUCAGGGGGAAGGAGAUGAUGAAGAAGGUGCUGAAGCGCGUGGGAGAGAAGAACCUCGCGCCCGGUGUCAAAGAAACCCUGGAGAAGUGCAUUCCCAAUUCGAAAGUCGUCAUGGGUCGCGCCCAACGCGGCCUCUUCGCCGGCCGCCACAUCCGCUUCGGCAACCAAGUCAGCGAGGACGGCGGCAACAAGACAAGGAGGAGCUGGAAGCCGAAUGUGCAGGAGAAGCGUCUGUUCAGCUACAUUCUCGACCGCCAUAUUCGUGUCAAAGUGACGACCCAUGCUCUCCGUUGCAUCGAUAAGGCAGGUGGGAUCGAUGAGUAUCUGCUGAAGACACCUUAUCACAAGAUGGACACAGAAAUGGGUCUGUAUUGGAAAUCAAAGAUUGAGAAGCUUUAUGAAGAGCUUGGGAAAAUGGAGGUGGUUUUCUUUUCUCCCGAGGACGAAGCCAAGUUCGAACAAAGUUUUAAACAACUGAAGCUCGAAGAGAGGGCAGCUCGUAGGGAAUACAGAAGGCAGAUGUAUGGUACAUCGGGCAAAGAGAAGCCGGCUGAGGAAGGUCAAGCGAGUGAUCAAGUAACUCAAGAGGAGUCGCCAAGGAAUGGCGAUGGACAUUGGCAUACGGAUGAUCACGAUCAACCUCACGAGCAGUCGGUUGCUUUCUCUUAAUUUUGAUCGUGUUCGAAUAAUGUUGAGAUUUGCUAGUCAUUGCGCCAGUUCGAGUUCUUUUUGUUACUGAUGAUAAGACUAGAACUUGGAGGAUGGUAGUAUAGGCCACAAGGCAUUAGUGUUGGAGCCUUUUGUGUAUCAGUGGUUUUUGUAAGAUAUCUUCGCAAUAGCUUGCAAAAUGGAUGACAGAAAAA